This is a messenger RNA of Blepharisma stoltei, 1442 nucleotides long. The record is from the annotation of a GenBank genome assembly. Lineage: Eukaryota; Ciliophora; Heterotrichea; Heterotrichida; Blepharismidae.
AUGAAAAAGUUCAAGGCGCUAGUCAGAAAGAGAAAGCUGAAAAAGCGAAAAAUUCCCGAGUCAGAUAUGCUCCCGAAAGAGCUUGAUAACAUAAAAUUUUUCCCUGACGAGGAGCCUAUUGGUGACGAUAAUUUAUAUGAUUUUUUAGAUCCGGCAGCAUUUAAAUUAUGCAAAAGAGGAGCAAGUGUGGAGCUUGAAUCCGGAGUUUCUAAGUCAUCGCUUGUAAGCAUCACAAAACCAUUUGAAAAUCUAAAAAUUACUCAGAACAUCGAUCGCGCUCAGCUGAGCAUUGUUAACCCACAUCUUAAGAGAUUUUCUAUUUCUGGAUAUAAAAAAGAAGAUAAAGUCAUUAUAGACGCAGAAAUUAAGAUUAUUUUGCCGACAGCCACAUCUAAGAUAGAGCCAGUAAAAAAUUCUGAAAUUAUUAAGGACCCACUAUUAUUUUCGUUAGAUAAAGCAAUAAAUUCUCCAAAAGAAGAAACAAAAUCGCUUCCAAACGUACCUAUAAAAUCUGUCCCUGCCAAGGAAAAUGCUAUUAAUACAGCGAAUAAUACAGGUGAAGUAAAAAUUCAAAAGGAAAUAGAGCCUAUAAAGAAGCCAUCUAAUGAAAUUGAGGAAAAUAAAGACAAUUCUUCAGAUGCAUUCGAUGCAAUGUUUACUGUAGGGAAUAGCAGAUUAUUACCUUGCUCUGCAGAAGUUAGAGCGAAGACUCCCGCUUUUGAUUUGCUGCUAGAAAUGGAGGCAGGGUCUGAUUGAAAAUUGAAGCUAAAUAAGCCAUUUGCCAAAAUUUACUUAAAAAAAGGGACAGAUCGAUAUCCAUCAGUCCCUGUUGUAAAAGCAUUUUUAGAUAUGGAAUUAAAUGUACUGCCUGAAAAUCUAUACAUAAAUUCAAUGAUUUUAUUACUUUUUUUAUGGUAGUGCAAGCCGAUUUCUUCAAAAUAUCUCUAUAUUUAUUUUUAAAAAAAAAAUAUUUUACUUAAAUAAGAAUAAUUUUCGUUUUAUAUGACAUUGAGACUAGAAAAAAAUGGGAUAAGUCUUCUGUUAGUGAAUUUAUUGAAAUUACGAAGACUGAAGACGUGGUACACUAUUAUAUGCUAAAUAAAGCGCCUUGGCCUUUUACUGAUAGAGAUUUUGUGGAAAAAAGAUAUAUGAGAAAAAGGGAUAAUGGGGAUAUAGAAAUUUAUUUUGAAGACUGUGCACAUGCAGAUUAUCCAGAAAGGGGGAAAAAAGUAACGAGAGGGAAAACUAUACUUGGUGGACAAAUUAUGAGAAGAAAAAUAUCGAAAACUAGUGGCCAACCUACACUUUUAGUAACUUUUAUAUGCCAAGCUGAUAUGAAUGGGAAAAUACCUGCUAAGGCCUUAAAAGAAACACUGCCAGCAUCAAUGCUUAAGUGGUAUAAAGCAGUACAAAAAGAACUAAAUUCAUUUGUCUGUAAAUAA